This is a messenger RNA of Pistacia vera, 5726 nucleotides long. RefSeq lists its product as uncharacterized. The transcript has 19 exons. Gene Ontology annotation, molecular function: protein binding. Gene Ontology annotation, biological process: regulation of cell cycle. Gene Ontology annotation, cellular component: nucleus. Bases 66 to 5432 code for a protein of 1788 amino acids. The record is from RefSeq and is a predicted model, not a curated record. NCBI's taxonomy places the organism in Eukaryota, Viridiplantae, Streptophyta, Magnoliopsida, Sapindales, Anacardiaceae.
UCAUUUUAAGAUUAAAUCCUCUUUUUUCAAGAUCUCACCGCCUACACUAUAUUCCUAUCACCAAAAUGGCGAAACCUAAAGAAAUGGUAGUAGUUGAAGAAGAAGUGAAAUCGGAGGGUCUCGAAAUCACUUCCAUUGGAUCUCUAUAUGAAGGUUCUUGGGAGAAGAAGUACUGGAGCUCCUCUAGGGGGAAAGAUCGCUACCCUUACCCAGUGGGAUUCCAUGCUGUUCGAGCUCAUAAUGGGAGUACCUGCAAGAUGGAAAUUCAUGAAGGUCCUAAAGGGCCUUUAUUUACGAUCACUUCUGCUGGUGGGCCUUCUUGUUCUGGGCAAACACCAGAUAUUGCAUGGGAUAAGUUUCAGAAGAAAUAUUGUCCCCGCAUGAAGACAUGGCAUGGAAAGAGACUUUCAUGCAAGAUAGAUGGCGUGGAGUUUUUCGGGUUCAAAAAUUCAUUUGUCCAGAGGUUACUUCGAGAACUGGUGGCAAAUGUCAACGGGACAGCAGAAAGGAACUUAUUAUCUUCCAGCUUAUGCAACGGGGCUUCCGAUAGAGAGCAUGAUAAACAUCCAGAUGCAUGCAUAAAUCUAGAUUUACAGUCGGACAUCGAGAGAACAAAGAUUACAAACAAGAGAAGUAGAUGUGAAAUAAAAAAUACAAAGCCAGUUGGUAGGAAUGGCCUUAAGAAACCUCGAUCUCAAGGUUUGAAAUGCGAUUCUGAGGCUACAAGCUCAGUACAAGUAAAUCAGAGGAAUCAUAAGCAUGGAAGUUCUAUGCCUCUUUCUGCUUCUGAAGAAGGGAAUGACUUUCAUAAAAAUCAAGGAGCUUUGGCAGCAUCAGAGAACUUGAUUUUUAAAACAGCUGAGGGGGAAGAUGGUUACUUUUCGGCUAAAGACAGUUUUCCUUCAGUAUCCGUUGACUUUUCUGCUAAUCUCUCUGAGGGAACUGUUCCAGCUCAAAAAAUGAACAAACUUGUGGGUUCUGAAAUUGUUAAAUCCACUAGAGUGACCAACAACUUGACUGAAGAGGAAAACCUGUCAAAUAAUUUCAGCUUUCUGGUAGCAGCAGAAGAUAAAGCUGGAGAUGCACCAAUCGCCAAUGACUCUCUUGGUGUAGAAACUAUCAAUCUCUGCGCCCCUGAUCCUUUAGAUUUUGUGCAAGAUAACAGUGCACAUUCCUCACCAGCUACCCAGGAUAAAAGUACCUACAAUCUGAAAGAAGACUUUACCACAGCCCACAAUGUCAUUCCUGAAGGAUUAGUGAUUGAUUCACAUGCAAAAGAAGAAAUGAACACAUUUAAUUCAACUGCAAGUUCUGGAAAGAGUGAUUCUGAUUCAAUUGGUCAGGAAAUUGCCACUGCUAUGAUGACAGUUCUACUCCCACAAGCAAUUCCUCUGCUUAAUAAGGUCUCAAGGAAGAAAAAGGCAACCCUUAAAGCUUCUGAAUCUUUGUCUUGUAGGGUGAAUCCCAAGAAGAAUGAUGAAACUAGCCGCUUUGUGGAUGCUUCAUUUCCAGCUGCAAUGAUAACUGAGAAGACAAAUGUGGAAAUGGAGGAAAAGAUGCAAAUCCCCAAAAUAAAUCUUGGUUCAGCUCCAAGUUUUGAACAUUCCAUGUCUGUUAUUCUUGACAGUUUUGAUGAUGAUGUAUGGGGUGACCAUAUAACUAACCAAAUAGCAUUGUCUUCCAAAACUUUGAAAGCUGAUCAACCUGGCAUUGAUAAAGAUAAAAAUCUUUUGACCACUCGAAAAGAGAAUGUUGGAGAUGUGAGAAACGAAUCAUUAGUUUGUGCUCAGAACAGCAAGAACAAAAAUAUCUUGUGUCAUGAUGAAAUAAACAUGAUUUUGGAUAAAAAGCUUCCAGAAAGUGAUUUUUUCGGGUUCAAAAAUUCAUUUGUCCAGAGGUUACUUCGAGAACUGGUGGCAAAUGUCAACGGGACAGCAGAAAGGAACUUAUUAUCUUCCAGCUUAUGCAACGGGGCUUCCGAUAGAGAGCAUGAUAAACAUCCAGAUGCAUGCAUAAAUCUAGAUUUACAGUCGGACAUCGAGAGAACAAAGAUUACAAACAAGAGAAGUAGAUGUGAAAUAAAAAAUACAAAGCCAGUUGGUAGGAAUGGCCUUAAGAAACCUCGAUCUCAAGGUUUGAAAUGCGAUUCUGAGGCUACAAGCUCAGUACAAGUAAAUCAGAGGAAUCAUAAGCAUGGAAGUUCUAUGCCUCUUUCUGCUUCUGAAGAAGGGAAUGACUUUCAUAAAAAUCAAGGAGCUUUGGCAGCAUCAGAGAACUUGAUUUUUAAAACAGCUGAGGGGGAAGAUGGUUACUUUUCGGCUAAAGACAGUUUUCCUUCAGUAUCCGUUGACUUUUCUGCUAAUCUCUCUGAGGGAACUGUUCCAGCUCAAAAAAUGAACAAACUUGUGGGUUCUGAAAUUGUUAAAUCCACUAGAGUGACCAACAACUUGACUGAAGAGGAAAACCUCUUUCUGGUAGCAGCAGAAGAUAAAGCUGGAGAUGCACCAAUCCCCAAUGACUCUCUUGGUGUAGAAACUAUCAAUCUCUGCGCCCCUGAUCCUUUAGAUUUUGUGCAAGAUAACAGCGCACAUUCCUCACCAGCUACCCAGGAUAAAAGUACCUACAAUCUGAAAGAAGACUAUACCACAGCCCACAAUGUCAUUCCUGAAGGAUUAGUGACUGAUUCACAUGCAAAAGAAGAAAUGAACACAUUUAAUUCAACUGCAAGUUCUGGAAAGAGUGAUUCUGAUUCAAUUGUUCAGGAAAUUGCCACUGCUAUGAUGACAGUUCUACUCCCACAAGCAAUUCCUCUGCUUAAUGAGGUCUCAAGGAAGAAAAAGGCAACCCUUAAAGCUUCUGAAUCUUUGUCUUGUAGGGUGAAUCCCAAGAAGAAUGAUGAAACUAGCAGCUUUGUGGAUGCUUCAUUUCCAGCUGCAAUGAUAACUGAGAGGACAAAUGUGGAAAUGGAGGAAAAGAUGCAAAUCCCCAAAAUAAAUCUUGGUUCAGCUCCAAGUUUUGAACAUUCCAUGUCUGUUAUUCUUGACAGUUUUGAUGAUGAUGUAUGUGGUGACCAUAUAACUAACCAAAUAGCAUUGUCUUCCAAAACUUUGAAAGCUGAUCAACCUGGCAUUGAUAAAGAUAAAAAUCUUUUGACCACUCGAAAAGAGGAUGUUGGACAUGUGAGAAACGAAUCAUUAGUUUGUGCUCAGAACAGCAAGAGCAAAAAUAUCCUGUGUCAUGAUGAAAUAAACAUGAUUUUGGAUAAAAAGCUUCCAGAAAGUGAUGUUUGCACGUCUGAGUCUGUUUUAGACUGUAGAUUUUCUGGCAAGAAAGUUUUCUCUGAAAGGGACCACGAUGUUUGUGUAAAUUUUGACCAAAACUCAGCCGGCAUUGGGAUCCAUCUUGUGGAGAAAGACAUCAAAAUUGAAUCCGAUUGCACUGAGGAUGCAAACGAUGCCCACCAAAGGGGUAUGAGUAAUUCAGUGCAACUCUCAGGGAAGGAUAUUUCCACUAAAAUAGCAGCUAGUGAGACUGUCUCUGUUGCGGAAGCUCCAAAAAAAGUAUAUUCCAGAAAGAAGGUCUCAAAAAAAGCUCUUUUAAUAAAAAAAUUCAGUGGUCCUCUCUCAGAAAGUAUCAUAUUCAGAAACUUUGAAAUUGAUUGUGUCCCCAAAACAUAUUGUGCCACAGAAACUUUGGCUGUCUCUGUGAUUAGUGAAAUGAAAUCUUCUGAUGACAAGCAACAUGAAGAAGAUUUUGGUGCUAAAACUAGGCUUGAGGAACAAUCCCAUGUUUCAUCUGUUAUAUCUCAAAAUGCAGCAGUGUUUGGUGACUCCAAAGGAGAGGAACUUUGCAAUUCUUCUGAUCCAUAUGCCAUACACAUGAAGAAAACUGAAGGCCAUUCUGACGAGGAACUGUUUGGGCAAAUGAAGCUUGUAGAGUCUAAUCCUUCUGUAGUAUUUCAGAAACAGAAGACAAGUUUCUCUGAAUAUAACUGUAAUUCCAAGGAAGUUAAAGUUAGUUCAGACACGAAGCUUCAAAAGAAUGUAGAGCUCAAUAAUGAGCUAGAGGGCAUUGUUGACUUUGCAGGAUGCUAUUUCCAUCCCAUGCCUAUUUCUUCAGUGUUGUUAACCACAAAAGGGAAUGAAAUCUACAUUUGUGUUUCAUGUGGCCUUUUGAAUGAGAAGAACAGAACCCUGUUCAUCUACAAGGUAGCAAUUCAAGAACAGAGCGUAGGAUGCCCUUCUUUCAUUGGCCACACAUCAGUAAUUUUGCCAUUUCUAAAAGAUAUAUUCGGUAGAGAUAUUGCACUGGAAACAUCUUGUUGGCUAUUCACUCCAGAUGGACAGUGUCUUGUUUUGCUUGGCAGCAUCGAGACACCUUAUUGCAGGGAAGGCAGAAUUGAUUGUUUGUGCUCAACAUGUACAUUGGAGUGCAGUGAGAAGAAUGCAGUGAAGAUUGUGCAAGCUAAAUCACGUUAUGUCUCUGUUGUUGCAAAUCUCAAAACAGAUGACAGUGUGCAGUGUAUAUUGGUUUGUGAACCUUACUAUGUCAUUGCUGUUGGCGAGAGUGGGAGAAUGCAUGUCUGGGAAAUGGAUUCAACAUGGAGUUGCCUUGCUUCUUUUAUGUGGAGUUGUUUUUUAUUACUUGAUCAUCUAUUCCAAGUGGGGAAAACAAUUUCAUCUGUUCUCACAAUUUGCAGUGCAUGGAUUGAAGAAUUUGUCAUAUCAGUUGAUGAUUACAUAUAUCCUUGCAUAGUGGAGCUGAAGAAAAUCCCAAAUUCUGCUUCUCUUCUUGUUGGUCAUAACGGUUUUGGGGAAUUUGGUUUAUGGGAUAUUUCGAGACGAGCCUUUCUGUCAAGGUUCUGUGCUCCAAGCACUUCAAUUUAUCAAUUCUUUCCAAUAAAUUUCUUUCGUUGGCGAAGAGAUGUCUCUGUUUCAUCAGGAACUACUUUGGCGGAGAACAUCAAAGGAAUUAUGGAUGCAACAAAGUUGUGGUUCUCAAAACACCAUGAGAACAAUUCUUUUCUUCAGUCGGAGGGGGAAGAUAUUGCCAUUUGGUUUCUUGUCUCAACUGCCUCUGUUUCUGAAGCUCAACAUAAUCAUAUAUCAAGUGAUUGCCAAACAAAUCCUGUCAGAUUUUGGAGGCUAGCCCUACUGGUGAAAAACAUGGUUAUCUUGGGAAGUACAUUGGAUCCAAGGGCUGCUGCCAUUGGUGCAUUUUCUGGUCAUGGGAUCAUUGGUACUGAUGAUGGACUUGUGUAUGUAUGGGAACUGUCUUCAGGAACUAAACUUGGUACUCUGCAUCAUUUUAAAGGUGGCACUGUUUCAUGCAUUGCUACAGAUGAUUCAAAUUCACAAGUCUUGGCUGUAGCUGGUGAUGGAGGUCAAUUGCUACUCUAUAUGCAUUCUGGAAAAAACAAUGCAAAUCAAUAAGACUAACAGGUUUUGCUAUCGGUGAGUCGGUAAAUAUAUUCUAACCAUACAGUUCACACACUUGAAAUGGUUUAUUGUUCUAUUUGGGUGCAAAUAUGCAGAGAGUUCUUUUUUCUUCUGUUUUCAUGAAGAAUGUGAGAAGGCCAACAUAUAUGUACUGGAUAAUGAGUGCAACAUAUGUAAUUAGUUUAAAUUCAUUCACGAUUAAGUUGAAAAAUUACUAGAAACAGUGACCAAAACUUUGACUGUGCAUUUGUUUCUCAGCGCUGAUUUUUUCUUUUUUCCAUGAAUUGU